AGCCCAUAAUCAAAAUUCGUUCAAUUUAUCCAACAGAAUCAAAAUUCCGACAACCUCGGUUCACCCACACCCACAACCCUCUCAAGCACCGAAACCUCAAAAUUUCAAUUCCCUCUUUCUUCUAUUCCAAGAACACUCAAAACAAAAACCACAAAGACAAACCAUGAAACGAAGAAUCAGAAACUUUCUAAGCCUAUGUUUUUCAUCUCUAAACUCUCAAAAUCACCACCAACGACUCUCAAAAUCACUACAAUCCACAUCAUCUUUUCAAAACUCAACAACUUUCUCAACAUUUUCCAAAACCCAAAGAGAUUCAAUGAUUUUCGAAAAGUUCAAAGAAAGACAACUCAAAGGGUCAUCAAAGGGUGAGAUAAAAGAUUCAUCUUUUUCAGUCCCAUCAUGUUUUGACACCAAUGUUGAGAAAAUGGCUCAAAAGGGUUUGAAAAAUGAGAGUGAAAAUAAUACUAUGGUUGUUGGGAAUUUUAAGGAGUUGGGUUUGAGUGAUGUGCUUGUUGAGGUUAUUGAAGAGAUUGGUGAGUUUGUACCAAGUGAGAUACAAUGUGUUGUUAUUCCAACUAUUUUGGAAGGGAAGAGUUUGUUGUUGAGUUCACCUUCUGAACAUGAUAGGACUUUGGCUUACUUGUUGCCCCUUAUUCAGCUGUUAAGACAAGAUAGAGAGUUGCCUGGUUCGAAUUCAAAGCAUCCUCGAGCUGUCGUGCUCUGUGCUUCAGAGGAGAAAACUGAACAGUGCUUUAAUGCUGCAAGAUAUAUAAUUAAUAAUGCAGAAUUGAAGUCUGCAAAGAAUUGCGCUCCAUCAGAUACCGAAAAGUCAAAUUCUUCAAUUGGCUUAAUGAUUGGAACUCCUUCUGAGAUUCUUCAAUACAUUGAAGAGGGGAUUGUUGUUCCUGCUGAAUUAAAAUACUUGGUAUUGGAUGAAGCGGAUUCCAUGCUCGGUGGGAACCUUGGUCCUGAAAUCCAUAAAAUUAUCAGACCAUUACAACAUCGUGACUCAAAAUCCAAUGUCGAAAGAUUACAAACAAUUUUGGCAAUUUCAACUAUAGCUGAGGUUUUAGGUGAAACAUCGCCCCUCGUAAAACGUCUUGAGCGUGAUCAUGCCGGAAAUAUUUCUGCACUGUCGAUAGAAAUGGAGGAAACAGAAGUUUUUCAUUUGACAGAGUCUCUGGAUGCUCUUAGGAAAAAAUUGGAGGAGGCAAUGAAUUCCCUUUAGAAAUAAUGUUUAUCAUUUUGGCCUGCAAUUUCUCUGGCAUAUUACAAAUGGGAUCACUCAAAUUAAGUUUUAUGAUCUUUGUGACUGCAACAUAAUUAUGGGAUGGAUGAUGAGGGGUAUAUUUGGUAAAUAGGAAAAUCAGAUCAUACUAAAGAAAGUUUAAUGUUUAAUUUUACCAUUUUUAAGUUGCGGGUACAUGUACAUAUUUACAAGCUAUAUGAAAAGCAUCAUUUCAUAUUGUUCCGAGAUGGAACUUUAGGAUCAA
Molecule: messenger RNA, 1493 nt
Organism: Trifolium pratense (red clover)
Lineage: Eukaryota; Viridiplantae; Streptophyta; Magnoliopsida; Fabales; Fabaceae
Product: DEAD-box ATP-dependent RNA helicase 39-like
Exons: 5
Coding region: 164-1228 (354 amino acids)
Molecular function (GO): RNA binding; ATP binding
Source: RefSeq, a predicted model, not a curated record